UCGUCAGACAUCCUUGGGGAGCCUGCCCUUUCAAGCAUGAACCACACCACCAGAGAUCGCCCAGUGUGCUCCUAGCUCUGCCUGCCUGGUGUAGGGUCCUGGAGACCUUCUUGGAGCUCAUCCAGCAGCCAUCAUGCAAGGUGGUGCUGGGGACUGCCCUCUUGCUAGGAGGUGGAGGUCUCAUGCUGUGGGUUCAGAGAAAGAGGAGAAGAAAGGCAACCUCUGAGUGUCCACCAGACAAGGACAAGUCACCAGAAUCCCAUAAAGCAAAGAAUGAAACCUGGAUCAAAUCCCACUUUAGUUGCCUUUCCGAAGAGAAGCUGGCCCUCAACAACAAUGCCAGCACCAGUGGCAAUGCUACCCAGACUGAGAGUGGGAGUGGAGAGGCCAGCACCACGGUUCACAUAGAGACCUUCACCACGAGGCACGGAGAAGUGGGCUCCGCUCUGCACCGGGAAUCCUUCACCAGCAGGCAGAAGAUAUCUGGGCCCUCAGUGAUCCAAGAGAUCCACCAGGAGUCUGGAAAAGCCCCAUCCACCGAUGAGGCCACGUGGGCCGCUGUGGCUGCCUGCACCAAGGAGAUUGACACCCAGGGGCGGCACCUGGCUCACUCCAUGCUGCAGCGGGCCACAGCUUACCAGCACUCAGGUCACCUGGAGUCCAAGGACAUCAACCAGGAGGAGCUGAGGGCCCUCGAGGAGGUGGAGAUGAAGCUGCAAAAGAAUUUCCUCACCCAGCGGGAAAACACCAUAGCUGGUGCCAACCACACACACACUUUCUAUGGCCACAGUCACCACAGUCACCAUGGCCACCCAAGCCACCAGAGCCACAGCCUGCCCAACCGCAGACACUAGAUCUAUGACUUCUUGGAAGCCACCUAACCAUGGAUGGAGACGCCCCUGCCCCCAGCAAGGCUAGCUCACACACACGUCUGUUUUCUCUCCUACGGGGCCAUCUAUGCAGCCCAGGGUGAGAUGCUGUGCCCAAAUCCCUACUUUCUUAGGCUCCCCACGGGGAUUAUGGGCUCUUUAAACUCCAUGAGUGGGGUCUGCCACAGAAGAUGGCCCCUGUUGGAGGCAGAGCUGGGAGGACACAGCACAGGUGAGACAGAUCCUGGGGCCUCUGAAGACCCACCAAGAGAAGACAGAUGGGAGCAGGCAACAGCCCCACACUGAUGUCAUUGCCCGGAAUGGAGCCAAUAAAGCUUUGUGUGCCUUCA
Molecule: messenger RNA, 1219 nt
Organism: Symphalangus syndactylus (siamang)
Lineage: Eukaryota; Metazoa; Chordata; Mammalia; Primates; Hylobatidae
Gene: C2H10orf62
Product: chromosome 2 C10orf62 homolog
Source: RefSeq, a predicted model, not a curated record